Pangasianodon hypophthalmus (striped catfish) is the source of this 1178-nucleotide messenger RNA. Its product is annotated as CD276 antigen homolog. The transcript has 3 exons. Bases 707 to 1171 code for a protein of 154 amino acids. The record is from RefSeq and is a predicted model, not a curated record. Gene Ontology annotation, biological process: T cell costimulation; negative regulation of T cell proliferation; cellular response to lipopolysaccharide. Gene Ontology annotation, cellular component: external side of plasma membrane. NCBI's taxonomy places the organism in Eukaryota, Metazoa, Chordata, Actinopteri, Siluriformes, Pangasiidae.
AAAAGUGGUUUAAAGUGGCUUCUGUGGUUUAAGCUCUCAGGGACAGUGUUGCACUUUCAUUGCACUUUUAUCUUUUUUUUUCUUUUUCUUGCUGAUAAAUGUCUAUGUUACUUUUUGUUUGUGUUUUUUGUGCAUUUAUCUUUUACUGGCUUUUGUUCCACGGAAUAGCUUUCUGUUAAUAAUCCAUAUUAUUAGAUGGUGCUCGGAGUGUACUUAGAGCGUGUUUUGUGGCUAUAGAGGUUUGAUUCCGCUUCGAAUCACUUGGUACCAUUGUGUCUCUUUUAAUGUGAUAAAGUUAGUUUCAUACUCAGACAUUGUAUUUUUCUUUUAUAUGUUUUUUAAUGUGACAUGAAAAGGAAAACAGGCCAAAUGUGUUUAAAGUGACAGCUUUUUGAACAUACUGAGAGUUAAAAGCAACAGAUGCUAAAUGCAAACACUAAUACUAAUACAUUUGUACGUGUGGCUUAAAUGUCCACAUAUAUUUUGGGGCCGCUGUAUUUGAUGCUGUUGAAUCUGUAUGAAAGCAUACAUGUAUUUUGUUUAAUCUGUUUAUUAUUAUAUAAUGCUAUAUUAUUACAUAAUGAUAUUUUUUGAAUUAAGAGAAACACCCUGUUACCUGUAGUUACUUAAAUAUUUCUCUGUCCACACCUGGCUUUGCUUGUUUUAGGAAACCUGCACACACUCCUCCACACAAUAUCAGAGAAAGAUGACCUCCUUUUCUUAUAUUUGCAUCGUGUGGCUCACCUUCUGUGUGGGCCUCCUCUCUUUAGAACCUGAGAUCACUGUACCUGGCCAGGUGGGGUCUACAGCUGUCCUGCCGUGUAAACUGCAGCGUGUAGGCACUGAAACACCGCAUAUUAGGUGGCGCAUCAAAUCUGAGGAUGUGUUUGAGCGAUUUGGUGAGGAGAGCUAUCAGGGUGAGGGAUAUGAGGGCCGUGUGGACGUCCCUGAGGAAGAGCUGCGUAAGGGGAACUGUUCCUUGGUGUUGCGCAAUCUGACAGUUACUGAUGCAGGUGUCUACACGAGCUACCAGAUAGUGAAACUCACCAAGAGCUCUGCCUCUGGCAUGACAAAAAGAGAAGAGAUCAGCCGUGUUAAUCUCUCAGUCCAGGAAAAACCUAAAGAGAGGAAACAGGAACCAUCAACUUCCUCAACUCUCUCAGGCAAGUAAAUAUCAA